GCCAGCGGUAGCAGUAGCAGUAGCAGCUGGGGGUAUUAAUGGCGCCGUAGCUCACUGUAUCUGCCCCCCCGUCCUCCGCCAUCGGCCAAGGCAAUGCAGCGCGCACGCUCAUCUUCUCCCUCCCUCCCCAGCUCUGACCUGACCGAGCUAGUAGCCAUAGCUUAAAUGCUUCGCAGAGCGAUGAGCUCGAUCGCCCGAUCCAACGCCGCAUAUAAUUGCUUGCCGCGCGCCAUGGCUAGCUAGCUCCGAGCUACUAGGAUAAAUACGCACGCGGCGAGCGAUCGAGCUGCAUUUGCGACAUUCUGAUCGGAGCUGGUAGCUAGCUCUCUUCUUGCGCUGUAACGUCGUCGUCGUCUUGGAUGGCGCCGCGAGGGAGGAACGGGGCGGCGGCCAUGGCGGUGGCGGUGGCGAGCGUUGUGGUGGCGUGGCUGGCAGGAGGCGGCGGUGGGGUCGUGGCGGCCGCCGCCGUCGGCGGCGGCGGUUGCGCGAGCAGCGACCGCUUGGAGGCGCUGCCGGGGCAGCCGGCGGUGGCGUUCGCGCAGUACGCCGGGUACGUGGCGGUGAACGAGGCGAGCGGGCGGGCGCUCUUCUACUGGCUCACCGAGGCCGCCGGCGACGCCUCCAUGAAGCCCCUCGUACUCUGGCUCAACGGAGGUCCUGGGUGCUCAUCGAUUGCCUAUGGAGCAUCUGAAGAGAUUGGCCCGUUCAGGAUUAAGACAAACGGGACAGGGCUUUAUCUGAACAAGUACUCAUGGAACAGAGAGGCAAACCUCCUGUUCCUGGAAUCACCUGCCGGAGUUGGCUUCUCCUACUCCAACACCACCUCGGAUCUCAAGACAUCAGGCGACGAGAGAACUGCUCAAGAUGCGUUAAAGUUCUUGGUCAGUUGGAUGUCGCGCUUCCCGCAGUACCGGCACCGGGAUUUCUACAUUGCCGGGGAAAGCUAUGCUGGGCACUACGUCCCCCAGUUGGCAAGGAAGAUCGUCGAGUUCAACAAGGCGUCACCAAAUCCUUUCAUCAACCUCAAAGGGAUCCUUGUGGGCAACGGUGUGACUGACAACUACUACGACAACAUCGGCACGGUGACCUACUGGUGGACGCACGCCAUGAUCUCCGACGCCACCUACAAAGCCAUCAUGUCGUCGUGCAACUUCACCAGCGCCAACGUCUCGCGGCUCUGCAACCGCGCCAUGAGCUAUGCCAUGAACCACGAGUUCGGCGACAUCGACCAGUACAGCAUCUACACGCCGUCCUGCGCCGCCGCCGCCGCCAACGUCAACGCCACCGCCACCGCCACCGCCGGCGGCCGCCACCGCCGCCGCCGCCGCGGCAAGGCCGUGCUGAGGUUCAAGGACACCUUCAUCCGUCGCCGGUCGUUCGGGUACGACCCCUGCACGGAGACCUACGCCGAGAAGUACUACAACCGGCCGGACGUGCAGGAGGCCAUGCACGCCAACACCACUGGGAUACCCUACAGAUGGACGGCCUGCAGUGAUGUGCUCAUCAAGACAUGGCGAGACUCUGAAUUCUCCAUGCUGCCGACCUACAGGUUGCUGAUGAAGGCCGGGCUGAGGGUGUGGGUGUUCAGCGGCGACACGGAUUCAGUCGUGCCGGUGACCGCGACGAGGUUUGCACUCAGCCAUCUUGGACUGAAGACUAAGAUCCGCUGGUACCCAUGGUACUCAGCUAGGCAGGUUGGAGGAUGGUCUGAGGUGUAUGAAGGGCUGACAUUUGCAUCAGUGAGAGGUGCUGGGCAUGAGGUGCCAUUGUUUCAGCCAAGGAGAGCAUUCAGAAUGUUCCAGUCAUUCUUGGCAGGGGAGCCAUUGCCAAAAUCCUGAUGGUUCUUGCCAAGAACCGAUAGGCGAGGAGUGUGAUUGAUUGUUCUUGGAAAAAGUAGGAGAAGAGAAUAAGGAUGGCUGUGCCAUGGAAACCAUGGGCAUUGCAACAAUGAGCUAAUAAACUUCUUUCACUCUGCUUACCACUGAA
Messenger RNA from Oryza brachyantha (malo sina), 1986 nucleotides. RefSeq names its product serine carboxypeptidase 24. Gene Ontology annotation, cellular component: vacuole. The record is from RefSeq and is a predicted model, not a curated record. NCBI's taxonomy places the organism in Eukaryota, Viridiplantae, Streptophyta, Magnoliopsida, Poales, Poaceae. The transcript has 9 exons. The coding region runs from base 360 to 1838 and encodes 492 amino acids. Gene Ontology annotation, molecular function: serine-type carboxypeptidase activity. Gene Ontology annotation, biological process: brassinosteroid mediated signaling pathway; proteolysis.